Zingiber officinale is the source of this 1445-nucleotide messenger RNA. Its product is annotated as UPF0496 protein 4-like. The transcript has 2 exons. The record is from RefSeq and is a predicted model, not a curated record. Bases 185 to 1300 code for a protein of 371 amino acids. NCBI's taxonomy places the organism in Eukaryota, Viridiplantae, Streptophyta, Magnoliopsida, Zingiberales, Zingiberaceae.
CGAACCUUGACAAAAAUCUGGAAUUUUCUGGGCCUUGACGAAACGGUUAGAAUUAGGGCUUUGCCAUUGAUCAGGAUAUGAGAGAAAGCGAGCGAUAGGUUCUGCCUUGUACGCUUUUCCCUUGUGCGGGUCGCUGAUUUCCUUUUCCCUCUGUCAGCUACAAUUUGGUUAACACUGAACAAACAUGAGUCGCCUACAUGAUGCACAUCGCACCUUCUUUCCAUUUGGAAAUCCUUUCCGGAGUAUCCUUCCCAAGGGAUCUCAUCAGUCACUGAGGAUUCACUCAUUGUUAUUUUCUUUUGAGCAAAAUCUGACAGAAAUAUUCACAAAGAUGAAACCAGAGAAUAUCUCAGACGUCCUAACUUUAUCCUGGAUGAGACUUGCUAUUCAGUUCUUAUCAGAUGCUCAUAAUAGCCUGAGAACUUUUAUCAAUGAGCUUCAGUUACCUGUUUCUCAAUGGGAUGUGAAAUGGAUUGACGGGUACUUGGACGGCAGCGUGAAGUUGCUUGACAUCUGCAUUGCACUAUGUUCUGAGCUAUCUCGAUUAGAUCAGGGUCCGCUCUUGCUUCAGUGUGCGCUGCAUCUUGUGGACAAGUCAACCAGUUCACCACAAAAGCUUGCACUAGCCCGAUCAUAUCUUCAGGAGUGGAUUGAACUAAUCAACUCUAAAAGCUCUAAAUUGGACAAUUGUCUGUCGAUCAUUGAAAGCCUUCGAGGGACGCUUGAUCUCUUAAAGGUCAAGAGCUCCAAAGGGAAGGCAUUAAUGAGAGCUUUAUAUGGAGUUAAAGUCAUGACAGUAUUUGUCUGUUAUGUCUUUUCAAUCACUCUGUCAGGUUCCCCAAAAGCAUUACCAGAUCUCAACGUUUCUAAAGAGUUGGUCUGGUGUGAGGCUUUUAGUGACUUGCAAGCUGCUGUAACAGAUGAACUAAAGAGACAUAGUGUUACUCUUAAGGUUCCAUUACUUAAAGAGAUAGAGGCAGUUAGAGUUUCUGCUCUAAGAUUACAUGAUAUGACUAGCUGCAUCUGUUGCAAUGGAGAACCUGUGCUAGACGAUAAGAAUUGCACUAAUCACACAGAGGAAGAACCUGUACCUGGGAAGAGUGCCGACUUUGGAAGACAAAGGGUACAGGAUUGUGCAGCCAAUUUAGCUGACAGUGUAAAGACAUUCAGGCAAGAGCUAAAUUCUCUGUCAAAACAGACCGACCAUUUUUUCCAAAUUAUUUUGACAGGACGCGAUGCUUUGCUUUGUAAUCUCAGAGUGCAUGCUCUAACACCAGAAAAUAGCUUCAAUGAAGUGUAAAUUUGAGUGGUUAGUUGGUCCCAUGAAAAACUUGGUCGCUUGGAUGUGGGAUCCAAACGUUUUUGAUGUCCAUAAUAAGCUAGCUUCAGAGACCAUGCAACAUAUGUAUUUGAUGUAUGCUUUAAUGUGUUGGUACUUUUAAAAA